Molecule: messenger RNA, 2483 nt
Organism: Hypoxylon trugodes
Lineage: Eukaryota; Fungi; Ascomycota; Sordariomycetes; Xylariales; Hypoxylaceae
Product: RNI-like protein
Exons: 3
Coding region: 175-1983 (602 amino acids)
Biological process (GO): SCF-dependent proteasomal ubiquitin-dependent protein catabolic process
Cellular component (GO): SCF ubiquitin ligase complex
Source: RefSeq, a predicted model, not a curated record
CCCAAUUUCGGGCAUCCGACAUAAUUGAUAUUCCAUCCAAACGGCGUGUUUUGGAUCACCCUCCCGCUUAAUAGCAUCCCACUCCGCCGUUCAUAUAUAACAGACUAUCGCAAAUCAGGCAAAUCAGACAAAUAAGUCACUUAAAAUUCAUCGCGAGGUUUCCCUCGUAUCUCCAUGAUGCAGCGACAGUCGCGGGGAAUUAGAGGUCCUCGCUCUGCGUUGACUGACUACUUAGAGUCGCAGAAUAUCUCUGCUAGCCGCAUUCGCGCUGAUAACGACGCUCGCCGUGCUGCUGCUGCUAAUACCACGACUACUACGACCGGUCAAAACGGCGAAAAUGAAAAUAGCGAGAACAAUGAGAACGAUGAGAAUGACGAAGAGGGUGAUCCCUUAGGACAGACAGUCGCGCGAGCAGCUGCGGCGCAAAAGCGCAAGAGACAACAAGAAGCCAUCGAUAAGAUUAAGAAGACCAAAGCCUACAAGAAGCGCAAGAUGCAAGAAUGGAGCGAUGAUGAUGAUGAUGCACUAGCUCUCACUAUGUUGCCCGUCCCUGGUCAGACUGAGAACUGCGAACAAUGUAAGAAACGAUUCACAGUUACUGCUUAUUCGCGCACCGGCCCAAAUGGAGGUUUGCUCUGUCCUAGAUGCAGCAAGGAGCUAGGAGACGAAGAGAAGGCUGUUAAAAAAAAGGCCAAGGCCAAGAAACCGGCGAACACUUCUGCUGGUCGCGGGCGACGAAAGGUCCAGAGCAAUCUACUGGACGGUCAGAUUGGAGUCAAAGCCCUAACAACUCUGUGUAUCGAGACCCUAGCCAAUCAUAUUGAUCUCGCUGAUGAUCUCGGCGACCUUCCUCCCCAUUCCAUCGAUCGUGUGGCUAGACUACUUUCGAAGCGUCGACUUAUGAAUCCCACCACGAUGGAUUUAUUCCUCCAACCCCAAGCUGAGUUUAUCAAUCUAUACGAUGCAGCACGUCUAGGACAGUCGGAUUAUAUGAAGAUAUUCCAAAGAUGUUCUCAACUCAAGAGCCUGAAGCUACGCAAUGCAAUCCAAUUCCAGGACAACAUUAUGGAGUUCUUGAUCGGAAGAAAUUUCUCGCUUCAGAAUCUAUAUCUGCACGGCGCAAAUUUGCUUACCGAGGAAUGCUGGGAGAAGUAUCUAAAGGUCAAGGGACAAAGUCUCAAAGCUCUGCAGAUCUAUUUCACCGACAGACAUGUCAGUGACAAGAUCGUAGCGUCUCUCAAGGACUACGCUCCGUCGCUAACUCGACUGAAGAUCUGUCACAACCAAGAGGUUUCCGACGAAGGGGUCAAAUCCAUCGCACAACUUAACAAUCUUGAACACCUUAGUCUCCAUCUCGUCAAGAAGACUUCAACGGAGCCGUAUGUUCAUGUAAUUGAGAAUAUUGGCCACAACCUACGUACCUUCUCAACCAGAAUUGUAGAUGAUGUAGACGAUCGUCUUCUCGACGCACUGCAUAAUCACUGUACUGAGCUGGCCAAGUUACGCAUCACACACAGCGAGGUAAUGACAGACGCAGGCUUCGCCAGACUAUUCAAUGAUUGGAAGAACAAGCCACUUACCCACAUUGACCUGGAGCUAUGCCGCCAUAUCGACUCCUCGAACCCUAGGGAGAAUUCCCACCAGAUAGGGCUCUGUUCCAAUGGAUUUAAAGCCCUGAUGAAGCACUCAGGUUUACGCCUGAAAAAGCUGAAUGUCCACGGUUGUCGAAACAUCUCUCGGGAGGCUUUCGAGGAAGUCUUUUCUCUCGACAAGGUAUAUAACGACCUCGUUGAUAUGGAGAUUAGUUUUUGUGAAGAGGUCACGGAUUUCGUGGUUCAAUCCAUUUUCAAGGUCUGCCCCAAGCUGAAGCAAUUGAACGUCUUUGGCUGCAUGAAGGUCAAGGAUGUCAAGGUUCCCAGAGGCAAGAUUCUCGUUGGGGUCCCGAAUGCCAGGGGAAUGAUUAUCGAAGGUACCGAGGAUUGAAGUUCGCACCGAUAUUCUCAUGAUGACGCAAAUGCGUUGUGAAUAGCAAGGCCUUUUUUUUCUCUCUCGCUGACGAGUACGACGCAUACGAAGCAUGAACAUCGUGAAUGGCCCUGGAGUAUACGGUUCGAUUUGGUUUUGCAUCAUCCCCUUGCGACGACCCUUACACAUUUGCGGUGCUGUGGGUUAAUGACAGUACCCUGCGCAACGUGGGGUUUAAGUCUGAACACCCAGCAAAAGGGUUUCGGGGGAGGCGCUCUAGGAGUUGCUCAGCUGGAGUAUUGGCUAAAUAUGCCAUUAUUCUCUUCUUGAUUUUGCUGUAAUUACUAUAAUUACUACCGAUAUGUCAUCAGAGGGUUACUUCUUGAACAAUCGACGUUCAACUGUAGCUUUGGCCCUAUUGCAUCUGAUGCUCUGCACAUAGCACCACGGCAAUCAUGUACAUAUGUACUUAAAUAUACCAGGCAAGUGGCCGUCUAAUCGAACAAUACGAAACCUAC